Messenger RNA from Quercus robur (English oak), 1823 nucleotides. Its product is annotated as ammonium transporter 1 member 1-like. The record is from RefSeq and is a predicted model, not a curated record. Bases 142 to 1629 code for a protein of 495 amino acids. Gene Ontology annotation, biological process: ammonium transmembrane transport; ammonium homeostasis. NCBI's taxonomy places the organism in Eukaryota, Viridiplantae, Streptophyta, Magnoliopsida, Fagales, Fagaceae. The transcript has a single exon. Gene Ontology annotation, cellular component: membrane. Gene Ontology annotation, molecular function: ammonium channel activity.
AUCUAUUGGAAGCUUUUAAAGCCAACCUCAAUACGAUUCUAUAUGAUACCACUCCAUCAAAGCCUGAAUUUCUUGUGCAGCCAGAGCCCUUCCUGAUUUCUUCUCUUAGAUUCUGUAGUCUAAACCUCUUUCCAUCCUACCAUGGCGGCAGCGGGUUUUUCAUGUUCUGCUGCUGAUCUCAAUCCUUUAUUGGGUGCUAAUUCAUCAGCUGCGGCCGAAUACAUUUGCAGCGGAUUUGAUGCAGUCUCAAGCAAGUUUGUUGACACAGGAUAUGCCAUUGACAACACAUACCUUCUCUUCUCUGCAUAUCUUGUGUUUUCCAUGCAGCUUGGUUUUGCUAUGCUGUGCGCUGGUUCUGUACGUGCUAAGAACACCAUGAACAUCAUGCUGACUAAUGUUCUUGAUGCUGCCACUGGUGGCGUUUUCUAUUAUCUCUUUGGCUUUGCCUUUGCCUUUGGUGCUCCAUCAAAUGGAUUCAUAGGCAAACACUUCUUUGCCCUGCAUGAAUACCCUACGGCGUCUUUUGACUACGGGUAUUUCCUUUAUCAAUGGGCUUUUGCCAUUGCAGCCGCUGGAAUCACCAGUGGUUCAAUUGCAGAACGAACCCAAUUCGCUUCUUAUUUGAUCUAUUCAUCUUUCUUGACUGGUUUUGUCUAUCCAAUUGUUUCUCAUUGGUUCUGGUCUGCUGAUGGUUGGGCAAGCCCUGCUGCGUCUGAUCUGUUGUUUGGAUCUGGGGUUAUUGAUUUUGCUGGCUCUGGUGUGGUUCACAUGGUUGGAGGCAUUGCUGGUUUUUGGGGUGCAUUCAUUGAAGGUCCACGAAUGGGCCGGUUUGAUCAUGCUGGCCGUGCCGUGUCAAUGCGUGGACAUAGCGGGACAUUGGUUGUGUUAGGCACAUUUAUGCUAUGGUUUGGCUGGUAUGGUUUCAAUCCUGGUUCAUUCCUAAACAUCUUGAAGGCCUAUGGAGAGAGUGGUUCUUAUUAUGGACAAUGGAGUGCUAUUGGGAGAACCGCAGUUACAACCACACUUGCUGGUUCUACAGCUGCACUGACCACAUUGUUUGGGAAACGCUUGCUUUCUGGCCAUUGGAAUCUAACUGAUGUUUGUAAUGGUUUGCUUGGUGGGUUUGCAGCAAUUACCUCAGGCUGCUCUGUUGUUGAACCUUGGGCAGCAAUCAUAUGUGGGUUCGUAGCCGCUUGGGUUCUCAUCGGAUUCAACAAGCUUGCUGAGAAACUCAAGUUUGAUGAUCCAUUGGAAGCAGCACAACUUCAUGGAGGGUGUGGUGCAUGGGGGAUAAUCUCUACUGGCUUGUUUGCAAGGAAAGCAUAUGUCAAUGAGGUUUAUCCGGGGCAACCGGAUAGGCCUUAUGGGCUGUUUAUGGGAGGUGGUGGAAAGCUCUUGGCAGCACAAAUUAUCCAGAUUUUGGUGAUUGUAGGGUGGGUGAGUGCUACCAUGGGGACCUUGUUCUGGUUGCUGCACAAAUUGAAGCUUUUGAGGAUUUCACAAGAAGAGGAGAUGGCAGGAUUGGAUUUGACAAGCCACGGUGGAGUGGCUUAUGAAUACAAUGGAUAUGCUGCUGAAGUUGUGGAUCAGAAGAACAGAUUCGAGAUGAAAAGUCCCGUCGCUUUUUAAUCUUAAUUUAUGGUUUGCAUUCUCUUAAUCGUUAGAAUUGAUCUGCAAAGCAUGUACAGAUUUAUUAUUGUGAGAGCGGACAAUGUAAUUUUAGUGCCUGGUUUCUUUUAGAUUUCAAUUAAAAUGUUGAUGUGUGCUGAACCUGUCAAUCUUUCUUUGACAAUGCAAAAUUUCAAAUCAAGAUGGUAACAAGU